AAAGGCCGAAGCAAGUUCUCUUUACUCUGUGUUUUUCUUCAAUUCUCCAAUACGCGUUCUUGCCAGAUCUCUCCCCAUUUCAUCUCUAUUCUUUCCAUACCACAAAAAACCCUAAUUUUUCAAAAGGGGAGAUCGGUUGGCAAAUUCGGGUCUCAAUUGACCUUAUCCUUUGAAUUCUCCUCUGCGACGCAUUUGGGUAUCUCUGUUUCAAUAUCUCUUAAUCAAUCAUGUUUAAUCGGAUUUUUGGUAAACCUAAGCAGGAAGCCAAUGCUUUAACGACUUUGGACAAGUUAAAUGAGACACUUGAAAUGCUAGAGAAAAAGGAGAAAGUACUCCUUAAAAAGGCGGCAGCAGAAGUUGAAAAGGCCAAAGAAUUCACCAGGGCAAAGAAUAAAAGGGCGGCAAUACAAUGUUUGAAGAGGAAGAGACUAUAUGAACAGCAAAUAGAGCAGCUUGGAAAUUUUCAGCUGCGUAUUCAUGACCAGAUGAUAAUGUUGGAAGGUGCCAAAGCAACCACAGAAACAGUAGAUGCAUUGAGAACUGGAGCAGCUGCUAUGAAGGCUAUGCAAAAAGCAACGAAUAUUGAUGAUGUUGACAAGACCAUGGAUGAGAUCAAUGAGCAGACAGAGAACAUGAAACAGAUUCAGGAAGCAUUGUCAGCUCCAAUUGGUGCAGCUGCUGAUUUUGACGAGGAUGAAUUGGAGGCAGAACUUGAAGAGCUGGAGGGUGCUGAGUUGGAAGAACAACUUCUUCAGCCUGCAACUACAGCUCCAGCGGCCCCAGUCUAUGUACCAUCUGGGCGGCAACCCACUCGCCCUGUGACUUCGAAGCCCACUGCCGAGGAAGAUGAAUUGGCAGCUUUGCAGGCUGAGAUGGCACUUUGAGCAGGUCCCGUUUCUGAGCUGCGACAAUAUUGAUAUAUACUAUCUAUUCAUUAAUCUGUUUUAGAUUGAUUAGUAUGGCAAUUAAUGUGGCAGUGGAAUGUUUUGUGUUUUUACCAAUUUCAUGUUCAAUAUCAACCUUUGCACAGUUGAGUUCACUUGUAUAAUAGUCUGAAAUGAAUUGGCUAAAGUUUCAUGUCAGCAGAAAGUUUGGCAAUCUUAUUUUAUGCAGCUCUUAUUUUUUUGCUGCUAUUAGGCCAGAAUUUUGCAGGCAUUGAUUGCAUGACAAUGGCCUCUUCUAAAACCAGAGUGACACGGUGAAUUCUGUUCCCCCUCACGCUUGCAUAUCUAUGUAAAUUGAUUGAACAGACCAGAAUGUAUAUAAAGGUGAUCAACAUUUGACAGCCUUUCAAAACUUCUUUCGCCAGGGAUGUUUGUCACCCUUUUCGAUUUCACGUUUUUCAGAGUUUUGAAAACCCUUGUAUUUCGGUAGUUCUUGUUAAAUAUUGAUGCAUUUGGC
This is a messenger RNA of Abrus precatorius (Indian licorice), 1401 nucleotides long. Its product is annotated as vacuolar protein sorting-associated protein 32 homolog 2. The record is from RefSeq and is a predicted model, not a curated record. Gene Ontology annotation, biological process: late endosome to vacuole transport via multivesicular body sorting pathway; vesicle budding from membrane. The coding region runs from base 228 to 884 and encodes 218 amino acids. NCBI's taxonomy places the organism in Eukaryota, Viridiplantae, Streptophyta, Magnoliopsida, Fabales, Fabaceae. The transcript has 7 exons. Gene Ontology annotation, cellular component: cytoplasmic side of plasma membrane; ESCRT III complex; multivesicular body.